GAAAAUUUUCUUAAAUAAAAAAAAAAUCAAUUAUUAAAAAAUGCAAUAUGCUAUCGAUUUUACUGGCUAUUACAUCGCGGACAAAGAAUUUAUCUUAAAAGAAUACUGCAUCGUCCCUCUGGAGGGCUUCAAAGUCGGAAAGCAUGAGUCUUAUAUAGUCAAGCCGCCAUAUUUGUUUUCAAAGCUAUCAGACCAUUACAAAAAAGCGUACUUGAACAUUUUCUACCCAAAGUAUGGGAUCACUUGGGAUGACGGCUAUAUUUCAAACGAAGAAGCUCGCGAGUCAAUUAUCGGAAAGUUAGUAUCAGCGGAUGUAAUUUACCUGAAGCACGCUAGAAAGCUAAAUGUGCUUUUGAAAUUAUUGAAACACUUGAUUGAUCCUAAAAAAGUUGUCGGGCUAGACAAAUAUGGACUCAAUUUUAGUGUCGAAGUUUCAAAGCCGCUGUGUUCGCAUCAUCAAGAUCCGUCAAACAAUAGGUGCGUUGUCAAGAAUGCAUUGACGUGCGCUUACUGGGUGUCUAAAACUUUCCUACCGGAAACUUCUAAAUCUAAUGUUGAAAGUUGGAAAAACAAAACUGCGAAGGAAUUGAUGGAAAUCGGACGGUCUGACAAGAUCGGGCAAGAUGAAGCUUUUGAUGAUUCUGAUGACUCUGACAGUGAUGAAGGUCCUCGACGUCUCGUUGUCAACUUGAAUAUCGUAGGGGAAAAAAAGAAAUCUACUGAUGACAACAAAGAACUCGGCAGUUCCAGUAGAGAGGAUGAUAGUUCGGAGCUUGUCGAUUUUGAUCGUGAUGCAACGGAAUCACUGUCAAAGGAUGUCGAUAUUAAGCUUGAAGAUAAUUUGAGUUCCAGUUAUGGAAGACUUGAAGAGUUUGACAGCGAGAUUGAUGAUUCAAUGACACUUGCGGAAAUGCAGAAAUUGUUUUAUGAUAAAAAUUUGGAUAAAAAACAGGCGAUUGUUAAGCUGAAAAAACUUGAUAAUAGUAUAUUUCGUAAAAGAUAUAAAUUUGGAAAACGGCUUUAUCUAUCGGAAUUGAAAUUGUGAUUUGGAAAUGAAUUUUG
Molecule: messenger RNA, 1062 nt
Organism: Cotesia glomerata
Lineage: Eukaryota; Metazoa; Arthropoda; Insecta; Hymenoptera; Braconidae
Exons: 2
Coding region: 41-1045 (334 amino acids)
Source: RefSeq, a predicted model, not a curated record